Messenger RNA from Culicoides brevitarsis, 2049 nucleotides. RefSeq names its product mRNA-capping enzyme-like. The transcript has 9 exons. Bases 118 to 1923 code for a protein of 601 amino acids. Gene Ontology annotation, molecular function: mRNA 5'-triphosphate monophosphatase activity; protein tyrosine/serine/threonine phosphatase activity; mRNA guanylyltransferase activity. NCBI's taxonomy places the organism in Eukaryota, Metazoa, Arthropoda, Insecta, Diptera, Ceratopogonidae. The record is from RefSeq and is a predicted model, not a curated record. Gene Ontology annotation, biological process: 7-methylguanosine mRNA capping; protein dephosphorylation.
AUUCAAUAUUGGAGUCCAAGUAUUGAAAAAUACAUUUCUUUUCAAAUAAAUUUUUUUAAUUCAUUAUUGCACAUACUAAACAUGAUAAUACAAUAACGAUUAAAACUUUUCAAUAAAAUGCAAGAAACUAACACAGGACGUGGACCACUGCCAGAAAGAUGGCUUUAUUGUCCAAGAAAGUCAGAUUCUCUUAUAGCAGAUAAAUUUUUAGCAUUCAAGACACCACUUUGUGAUAGAUUUUCUUCAAAAAUGCCUGAAGAGUGUUUAUUUACCCCAAAAAUGUUACUGCAAAUCAUGAAAUCAUACAAAGUAAAGCUAGGACUGUGGAUUGAUUUGACCAAUACUAAUCGGUUUUACGAUCGAAGCGAAGUUGAAACCAAUGAUUGCAAAUAUAUAAAAUUGACAUGUCGUGGUCAUGGCGAAACUCCGUCGCCCGAGCAAACAAGAUCUUUUAUUGAAAUUGUAGACGACUUUAUUAGAGAUCAUCCUCUUGAAACAAUCGGUGUGCAUUGUACUCAUGGAUUCAAUCGAACAGGAUUCUUGAUAGUGUCGUACAUGGUAGAAAAAAUGGAUUGUUCGGUUGUUGCUGCUCUUUAUGCGUUUCAACAAGCCAGGCCUCCAGGCAUAUAUAAGUCAGAUUAUAUAAAGGAAUUAUUAAACCGAUAUGGCGAUGAAGAUGAAACUUUCACAGCUCCAAUAAAACCGGAUUGGUCAAAUGAUAUGUGUUUUCAAGAUGAAACAGAAGAACAUAGCACUUCUGAAACGAUUGCGACUAAAAGAAAGGCAUUUGAUGGGGAAGCUGGUCAAAAUAGUUGUGACAACACAAAUGAUUUUCACAAAAGAAAAAGAAGAAAAGAGUUUAUGAAUAUAAAUGCUACAUUUAUGGCGGGAGUUCCUGGAGUUGAACUAUUCAUUACACAGCCUCGUUUAUCCGAUCUACAAAAUCAAGUACAACAAAUGUGUGACUGGACAAAAAAUGGAUUCCCAGGCUCUCAACCCGUUUCAAUGGACCGCUCUAACAUUAAAUUGUUACAGAUAAAACCUUACAUGGUAUCUUGGAAAGCAGAUGGAACGCGGUACAUGAUGUUCAUUGAAAAGGAAAAUGAAAUUUAUUUUUUUGAUCGAGAUUUUUCCUGUUUCAAGGUCUCAAAUUUACGUUUUCCCUCAAAAAAUGAGCCUGAUAAACAUAUUAUGUGUACUCUUUUAGACGGUGAAAUGGUAAUUGAUAAAGUGAAUGGCCUCAGUAUUCCCAGAUAUCUUGUCUAUGAUAUCAUUAAAUUCAAUAAUGAGGAAAUUGGAUCAAGAUCCUUUAUAGACCGAUUAAAAUGUAUUGAUAAGGAAAUUAUAGCUCCUAGACAUGAAGCCAUGAAACGAGGUGCUAUCAACAAGCAAAAGGAACCAUUUAGUGUUCGGAAAAAAGAUUUUUGGGAAGUAAGUGCUGCUUCUUCUUUGUUGGGAGAAAAGUUUGCAAAAAGUUUAAGUCAUGAACCUGACGGACUUAUAUUUCAACCAAAAAUGGAUCCAUAUACACCUGGUCAGUGUCCGGAAGUUUUGAAAUGGAAGCCUCCCGAGUUAAAUUCUGUAGAUUUCAAAUUGUUAAUUAAAGAAGAAAGUGGGAUAGGUUUACUAACAAAAAAAGUUGGCUUUUUGUACGUCGGAGGAUUGGAAGCUCCUUUUGCACAAAUAAAAGUGACAAAGGAUAUUAAACACUUGCAUAAUAAAAUAAUAGAAUGUAAAUUGGAAAACAAUUCUUGGAAGUUUAUGCGUGAAAGGACGGAUAAGUCGUAUCCAAAUAGUUUCAAUACUGCUAAAGCUGUUUGUGAAAGUAUUGUUCACCCCGUAACGAAACAAUUUUUACUGGAAUUUAUCGCACACAAUCGGUUUUUGGACGACACUGAGGCAAUGCCGCCCCCACGAAGAUAAGAACCUCUCUAAAUCUAAACUUUAAAUUUAAAGUAUUGAUUUUUGUCAUACAUAGUGCAGCAGAAAAAAACUGGAAUAUUUCAGUUGUUUUUUAGCAAUAUCAAAUAAAAUUAUUUUUUUAUUGUA